AUGUCAGUGUUUGACUGCUGCUUCUCCACUGAUUCUUUAGAAGAAGAAAACUACAAAGUUUAUAUAGCGGGAGUAGUCAAUCAGCUACAGGAGCACUCCCCUGACGCAUCCUCUCUUGUGUUUAAUUUCCGUGAAGUUGGUACUCCAAGUGCGAUCGAUGAUGUCUUGUCAGAACAUGGUUUGACCGUAAUGGAUUAUCCUCGCCACUACGAAGGCUGCUCACUGUUGCCUGUGGAAAUGAUGCACCAUUUUCUCCGGUCAAGUGAAAGUUGGCUCUCCCUCGGCCCAAACAACUUGUUGCUGAUGCACUGUGAACGCGGUGCUUGGCCAGUUUUAGCAUUCACUCUAGCUGCACUCCUUAUAUACCAGAAGCAGUACAGUGGUGAGUACAAGACCUUGGACAUGAUGUACAAGCAGGCUCCGCGCGAGCUUCUGCAUUUGUUCUCACCGUUGAACCCAAUUCCUUCUCAGCUACGCUAUCUGAAGUACGUGUCGGGAAGGAAUCUGUUUUCUGAAUGGCCUCCUCUGGAUAAGGCUCUCACCAUGGACUGUGUUAUUUUGAGAUUUAUUCCUGAUGUUAGUGGACAAGGAGGCUGUCGUCCAAUCUUCCGCGUGUACGGUCAGGAUCCGUUCUCUGUAGAUGAUAAAAAGCCCAAGCUUUUGUACUUGACUCCCAAGAAAGGGAAACACCUGAAGAACUACAAGAAGGAAGAAUGUGAACUAGUCAAGAUUGACAUUAAUUGUCAUGUGCAAGGUGAUGUCGUGAUUGAGUGCAUCAGUUUGAACGAUGACAUGGAAAGAGAGGAGAUGCUGUUUCGAGUUGUUUUCAACACAGCCUUUAUUAGAUCAAACAAUUUGAUGCUCAACCGUGACGAAGUAGAUACAUUAUGGCAUAUAAAAGAACAACUCCCAAAGGAGUUCAAAGUUGAGCUUCUCUUCUCGGAUAUGGAUGCUGCCUCGUCUGCCGACUUGAUGGAAUUAGCUAUUACAAACACAACUAACCAGGAUGCAACAGAGUUGUUACGUCAAGAGUCACCUUCUCUCAAGCCUGUGCAUCAUUCUGCAACAGUUAAACCGUCGUUUCCUCCAUCAGGAGCUCCUCCUCCACCUUCUCCUAUUCUAACUGUUGCUUCUCAACCUUCAGAGCAACUGCAGCAUUCUCUUGUCCAACCGGCAGAGACUCUUUCGCACGGAAAUUCCUGGGUGUCAUUAGCUGCAUCAACAUUACAACAAACUACUCCAAACGAAAAACUUCCCAUUACACUGCCUCCAACAUCCCAUGUUUCUUCUCAGGAGUCUUCUCAAACAACAAGUUCAUCGCCAGUUCCGUCCGUGUCUAACUCAAACAAAACAUCUGCGUUGCCUCCUCCUCCUCCACUGCAGCGUUCAGACCAGAAUACAGUCGCUAGAGUUUCUCCCCCACCCCCAGCACCAGCUCCUCCCCCGCCAACAGGACCACCUCCACCACCAUUAGGUCCGCCUGGGCCACGGUCAGUACCACAAGCUCCUCCGCCGCCAACAGGACCACCUCCACCACCAUUAGGUCCGCCUGGGCCACGGUCAGUACCACCACCUCCUUUUAAAAAGGUAGGUCCUAUUGUCCCCUCGAAACCUGUGGUACCAACCAUAAAGUUGAAGCCGUUCUACUGGUUGAAACUGACAAAAGCUGUCAUUGGAACCGGGAGCAUUUGGGCUGAAACACUAAUGUGUGGUGGAGCUUCUAAGGCUCCUGACAUUGACAUGGCACAGCUUCAAAUUUGUUUCGCCGCAGCUACUCCAUUGAAGAAGGCAGUAACAGUAGUACCAGUUAAACCCAAGAUCGUCCGACUGAUAGAUAGCAAGCGAGCACAAAAUUGUGAAAUCAUGCUUUCAAAUGUGAAAGUACCUCUGCAGCUUUUGAUGGACGCAGUGCUUAACCUUGAGGAAGCGGCUCUUGAUGCUGAUAAGGUUGAGAACCUGAUCAAGUUUUGCCCAACACCAGACGAAGUGAAAUCACUAAAGGCUUACGAUGGUGACAAGAACAUGCUUGGGAAAUGCGAACAGGUUUCUCAGCUCAGUGAUAGUCUAAGUGUUGUGAACUCUGCAGCAGAACAGAUAAAGAAUUCUGAAAAAUUCAAAAGAAUAAUGCAGACGAUUUUGGCCAUUGGGAACGCUCUAAACCAGGGGACGACUAGGGAUGGAGAGAAAGAUAGAGAUCUGAUGGACUCUCUGCAGAUUCUUUCUGAGAAAAUUCCUGAAGUUUUAGAUUUCGCAGACGAUCUAUUCUUACUGGAGCCCGCCACAAAGAUUCAACUCAAGUUUUUGACAGAGGAUAUGCAAGCGACAAACAAGGGGCUGGAGAUUGUCGUACAGGAACUCUCCACGUCCGAAAAAGAUGGCCCAAUCUCAGACAACUUUAACAAGGUAUCUUUGUCAUUGAUUACUUGCUGCCUCUUCAAAGCUUUCUCAAAGGAAACAGAAUAA
Thlaspi arvense is the source of this 2463-nucleotide messenger RNA. Lineage: Eukaryota; Viridiplantae; Streptophyta; Magnoliopsida; Brassicales; Brassicaceae. The record is from the annotation of a GenBank genome assembly.